Molecule: messenger RNA, 647 nt
Organism: Ahaetulla prasina
Lineage: Eukaryota; Metazoa; Chordata; Lepidosauria; Squamata; Colubridae
Gene: CENPS
Product: centromere protein S
Exons: 5
Coding region: 62-463 (133 amino acids)
Biological process (GO): replication fork processing; resolution of meiotic recombination intermediates
Cellular component (GO): FANCM-MHF complex; Fanconi anaemia nuclear complex
Molecular function (GO): protein heterodimerization activity; chromatin binding
Source: RefSeq, a predicted model, not a curated record
CAGCACCGCCUGAGGCGGGGAAAAAAAAAAGGCGGGAAGCGCGGCCGCCAUUUUGGCCGCCAUGGAGACUGAGGCGCAGAGGUUGAAAGCGGCUUUUCAUUACACUGUUGCCUGUCUGUGCCAGGAAGUUGCUGAAGAUAAAAAUAUUCAGUUUAGCAGACAGAGCAUUGCAGCUAUUUCUGAGAUCGCCUUUAGACAAUGCGAAUUUUUUUCAAAGGACCUUGAAAUGUUUGCCAAGCACGGAAAACGGAGUACAGUUAAUGUUGAAGAUGUGAAACUUUUGGCUCGAAGGAGCAACUCAUUGUUGAAGUAUAUUACUCAGAAGAGUGAUGCGCUUUCUUUGAAUAACCUGGAACAAAAAGAGAAAAAGAAAAAGAAAUCGGCUGCUAAGAAAGGAGGAAGAAAUUCGAAUGAGCUUGAAGAACCUGUGGCAAUCGAGAAUGAAGAUUCCAACAUGGCGUAAAACUCACCCUUGCUGGUGUCAAGAUGGGGAUUUGUCACAUUCAUUCUGGAGCCCAGAUCUUCAGUGUCAUUUUGCCUAGAUUACAAUUCUAUUUUUUUUUUUAAAUUUAAAUAAGCCCAGUGUAUUUGAAAAAUAAAAGCAAUAAACAUUGGGAAAAGAAAAAUAUACCUGAAUGGGGAACUUG